Molecule: messenger RNA, 1059 nt
Organism: Penicillium salamii
Lineage: Eukaryota; Fungi; Ascomycota; Eurotiomycetes; Eurotiales; Aspergillaceae
Source: the annotation of a GenBank genome assembly
AUGCGGCAUCACCGCGGCAAUCGCAAUUCAAGUACAAGGAGAUCGUCGCAAAACCAGCGCAUGACGUCCUAUCGUUUCUUUUGCGCGCAUCCCAUAGAUCACAAAACUAACACCCAAAAUCAGGUCGUCAACGACGAUGGGCCUCCCAGCACCCGCCUCUCACCAUACGUCCGCCCACUAGUCGACGAACUCAAAGCCAAAGGUCAUACAGUCUCGGUGGCAAUCCCAGCAGCCUCCCGCUCUUGGAUCGGCAAGGCGCAUUUGAUCGAAGCCAACCUCCAAGCAACCUACGUGCACCCGGACGCCUUCCUUCCCGACGGAACCUGGGAUGAAGAAUUCGUUUCUCCCAACACAGAGGAUGAUUGGGUCGUUGUCACAAAUGGUACACCGGCUAGUUGCGCGCAAUUAGGUCUAUACAACCUCUUCAACGAGCGCGCGCCGGUCGACCUCGUGAUCUCCGGUCCGAACCAUGGCCGCAAUGCGUCGACCAUUUACAACUUGUCUUCGGGUACUGUUGGGGGUGCGCUGGAGGCGGUCUUUUGUGGGAAGCGCGGGAUUGCGAUCUCCUUUGGAAGUAAGGAUCCCCAGACUGAUGGGGUGAUUGCGGCGGCGGCAAGAUUGGCUGUGCGCCUUGUUGCGCAUUUGUAUGAGGUUUGGGAUGAGAGGGUGGAGCUUUAUAAUAUUAAUGUUCCUAUGCGCGAGGAUGUGGAGGAUCGCCCUGUGCUCUAUACGAGAACCCUGCCCUAUUAUUGGAAUCGGGGCUGUCUGUAUGCUGAGGUGGGGAAGAAGUUGGUUAAUGGGCAUGAUGGCGAGACAAACGGUGUUAACGGAGUGCAUGAUGACGAGGCGCAAACGAAUGGAGUCAAUGGGGUUGCGAAGCCCAAAAAGAGGCAGUUCAAGUGGUCUGCUAAUUUGUCUGAUAUGAAGAAGACGUUGGAAGAAAGUGAGGAAGGGACAGAUGCCCACACCGUGCUGAACGGCUCGACCAGUGUCACUGCUCUCCGAGCCAACUUCUGGCAUGUCCCUGGCCUUGAAGGGCCGCUGGUUUUGGAUUCUUGA